Molecule: messenger RNA, 1916 nt
Organism: Punica granatum (pomegranate)
Lineage: Eukaryota; Viridiplantae; Streptophyta; Magnoliopsida; Myrtales; Lythraceae
Source: RefSeq, a predicted model, not a curated record
UGCUAUCAGAGUAAUCAUUAUAAUCUCUUAAAUAUUCUCAACCGAAAACUGAUAUUAUGGUUCCUGGUCACGGUCCUAAUUCCCUUCUAAAGAAUGCAGGGACUUUGACCCUUUGAGGAGGUUUUCAGUCUCUGGUCGGGACCUUGCCAGAUCCCAUGAAAGACAUGUCUUAUCCAUCGUCAUCUCUGCUUCUGUAAGCAUAGAUUAGAGAGUGAAAGCGCUUAAAGCAAAGUUGCUAUUUUCUGAGGAAGAUCGAUCAUCUUCUUCGUGGUGGGGGUCCGAGGUUUCCAUUUCCCUGCCUUUCCCAGGAACCCAACAGUGCCAUGGCACCGGCACGACUUGUGUAAUGAGAUCAAAGUGACGAGCUUCGUUCUGGUAUUGUUUCUUUAUGCUGCAAGACUCGAUCUUGAUCUGUCUGAGGGGUGGAGAUAUCGAGCGAUGCCUUGCUGUUGUUUGUUUCCAAAGCGCAGUAGUGGGGUUCCCUCGGUCAUACGAACAACAGAGGUCGAUGAAGGUUUCGGGCAUUCAGAACACGAGACAGUACCUUUACCAAGAGCUAUGCAGGGCCACUGAUAAUUUCAGUCCUGACAAUAAGAUCGGAGAAGGCGGUUUUGGAUCGGUCUACAAGGUAGUAUAAUCGGCCAUGAGGAUCCUCUUCGGUAAACCAAAAGUUGAUUUUUCUUUAAAUGUGCAGGGAGUCCUUCGAGAUGGGACUUUAGCUGCUAUAAAGGUACUCUCAGCUGAAUCGAAGCAAGGAGUUCGGGAGUUCUUGACCGAGAUAACAACUAUUGCAGAGAUUGAGCAUGAAAAUUUGAUUAAACUGUACGGUUGUUGUGUCGAAGGAAACCAUCGGAUUUUGGUCUAUGGCUACCUCGAGAACAACAGCCUCUCGAAAACUCUCCUCAGUGGGAAAAAUAGGGAGGUCGAAUUUUCCUGGGACACAAGGCGUGGAAUCUGCAUCGGGAUUGCACAAGGUCUUGCAUUCCUUCACGAGGAAGUCAGGCCUCACAUUGUGCAUAGAGAUAUAAAGGCGAGCAAUGUCCUGCUUGAUGGUAACUUCAAGCCGAAAAUUUCUGAUUUCGGACUUGCCAAGCUUUUCCCUUCCAACAUGACCCACAUCAGCACUCGGGUUGCUGGAACAACGGGUUAUUUGGCGCCUGAGUACGCUCUAAGAGGUCAAUUGACAAGAAAAGCCGAUGUAUACAGUUUCGGCAUACUAAUCUUGGAGAUUGUUAGCGGGAGACGCAACAUGUGGAAGGAAGCAACGCCUGAAGAACCAUAUCUUCUUGAACUAGCAUGGGAACUGCACAAACAGGGGGAGCUCUUGAGAUUAAUUGACAAGUCAAUGCAUGAAAAUUUUGACCCCGAGGAAGCCUGUAGAUACUUAAAGAUCGGUCUCCUUUGCACUCAAGAGAUGCCUAAGCUCCGUCCUUCCAUGUCUACCGUAGUCGAGAUGCUGAAGGGUGAGUUGGAUUUAGAAGGGAAGAAGAUAUCGAGACCAGGCCUAAUUACAGCGUUCAUGGGCCACAGAACAAUUUUGAAAGAUCGAGACAAAUCCAAGGACUCUUCUUGCACGAAAUCUUCUGGCUCAGGAAAGGCAGAGAACUCAUUGUUCUCGUCCAAAGAUGCGAUCACCUCAUUCGCCACAAUGACCUUCAACUCCAUUUAUGAUCGCAGAUAAAGACUCUCAACUAUAGUGAUCAUUAUUUUAGCAUCUUGUGUGCGAAGCUGCAAAUGUACGAAGUUCUCGGUAGAAUCUGAUUCUUGUUCUUACACGACUCUCGUGUUGUUGAUCCAUAAAAUGACUGUAGAGGAGCUUUAUAGAGUAUCUUAAAAAUUUUCUGCAUGAAAAAAAUUUAUGUAUCAAGUGUCAUGAACAAUUCUAAAGCAAUGAAGUGAUUGCAUCUCCUUACAAA